Xenopus laevis (African clawed frog) is the source of this 6874-nucleotide messenger RNA. Its product is annotated as serine protease 27-like. The transcript has 6 exons. Bases 5750 to 6712 code for a protein of 320 amino acids. Lineage: Eukaryota; Metazoa; Chordata; Amphibia; Anura; Pipidae. The record is from RefSeq and is a predicted model, not a curated record.
AUUUAUUGUUUUGCUGUAGAGUGCUUUGCCCUCAAGGAGCGCUUUACAGAUAAAAAUAUAAAUACAUACAAUAAAGUAGAUUUGUAAUUUGCAUUAUUCCUGGCGGGACCUAGUGACAUCCAAUGUAUGUUUAAGGUGGUCCACAACCCCCUUCAGGAGUGCGUAGUUUAAUCAAUGCUACUUCAUUUGCAGCCUUGUAUCUGGGGUCCACUUGGUAUUCAGAGCCUUUAUUAUUUUCAAAACAACGAGUGACAUAGUGUAUAUUAAUAUGUAAGAAUUAUUAGUAAGUGUCAACUAUCAUAGUGUCAACUAUCAAAAAGUUUGGAUCUUGCUCUAUGUUUUUGGUAAAGUCCAUAUUUUCUGCUUCUUCUCUUACCUCUUCUAAACAAAUGGGAUACUCUGAUAACAAUAAAAUUGGCACUGCUUGCUUAUGGUCUGAAGAAAUAGAUAUUUCAGAUGGGGUCUAACUCUAGUUUUGUCUAUGGAAGGUCCAGGACCAGGCACUUCUCUUCUCACCAAGCUGUAAAAUAACAACAAUAUAUAACAAUCAUGAGAAUAAGCAGAAUAUAUUAAACAGAUUGAGACAUUGUUAUGUAAAAAUUAACCAGCUUAGUGCUAAAAAAAAGAAUCACCUUUACAUGGUAGGUUCCUGCAAUGGGUUCACAUUUUACUGGGCACGAUAGUGGAUUUACUGCUUCUGACACUGGUUCUUCCUGAUCUUCCUCCAGUUACUCCUCUUCCAAAGUGUCUGGUGCUGAAACAGUAGCAGAAUCAGAUGGGUUUCCUGCACUGUGUAGUUCAGCAGUUUCCCUGAAAUAAAUAAGACGGAACAGGGUUAGGUACUGUGUUUACUGAAUGUUUUUACAUCAAUGCCGUCGUCAUUGCUACUAAAACCUGUCAAAAUAUUUUCCCCAUAUCAUAAAGUAUGAGUGAGCCCCACAGGUUAACAUUAGACCUAGCCAAGUCAAGAUCUAAAAGCCAGCAGAGAAACAGAUGGUUAGAAAAAAGUGAGGCCUACAUACCAGGGUUUGUUCUCUAUGAAGAAUCCUUACUCUGCGAAAACCCUUAGAAUUCACCGGUAGAGGUCAGCUUCUGGAUUUCAUUGUAAUGAAAGUUGGUAGCCUUCUCAGCAAUGUCUUUCUGGACAGUCUGAAAAUUUCUUUAUCUCUUCCGAUGAGCUGAUUCUCAAACUUCUCUUCCAUAGAGGAGUUGUCAGAUAUUUGUCACUUUAAAUCAGAGUACAAGACAGCACAACCCCCAUUCUUUUACAAGUAAUACGUACAAGUGCCUUUUUAAAAAAGACAAGUGGAUAAGUAUGUCUAUGUUUACCAACUGCUGUACUUUGGUCUAACUUUUCAUUGCAAACAAUGAAGGCAAUUAUAAAACAGUUUGAAAGGAGUUGUUCACCUUUAAAUUAACUUUUAGUGUGAUGUAGAAGUGAUGUUCUUAGACAAUUUGCAGUUGGUUCUCAUUUUUUAUUUGUGGCUAGUGUUGAGUGAAAAUUUUCGCCAGGUUUUGCAGUGAAAAAAAAGCCCAUAGACUCCCAACGAGUGAAAAAAUUUCUUGCCCAUUGACAUCAAUGCAUUUGUUACAUUUUUUCACUCUUGGACAAAGCGAAACAGGUCCGAUUCAUCCAUCACUUUUAGUGGUCAUUGUUCAGCAGUCUUUAGCUGUGCUGAGUAACCCAAGAUGAACCCAUUAAUGGCUGGGUAAUGCACAGAAGCCAUUAUAUGGUGAACAGAAAUGUAAUGAAUAAGAAAAACUAAAUGAACAACAAGAUCCAACACAGGCCUGUGGUGAGGCUUAAUGUUAGACAAGAAAGAGUAGACAGUACAAAAUAAGCCACUCUCAGCCCACCAUUAAUAGUUGGGGGGGACUGCAAAUUCCUCAAGCAUUCUCCAGAGCUUCCAGUAUGUUUCUGAAAAUUAUGGAAAGCAUAAAAUAUUAAAAUAGUAGUCUUUAUUGGUUUUCUUAAAAUAGGCAGGAGGAUCAAACCUAAUGCGUUUCAGGCUCUCGAGCCCUUAAUCAUAGAUCUAUGCUGUCCAUAAUUUUGAGAAACUUAAUGGUAGAUAAGGCAGGGUUAGUAAACAGGCAGAGAGGUAAGGACUGCCAGCAGACAGGUGAGGUCUGUAAACAGGGACAUCCACUGCAAAACAGGAAUCGGGCAGUGGAUGGGGACUGGAGAACAGGAGCAAGUAACCAGGUUAGGAACACGGGAAACAGGCAGUAAUCAGGUGGUUACACAGGAACUAGAAGGGCACAGGCACAAGGAAUUACUGAAUUGCAGGUAUAACAGGCAAGAUCAAGCUUGGUGAGCUUUGAUGAUCAAGCAACAUGAAGUUCCAAGACACAGGCUUAUGAAGAGCCUUGAUUGCUAAAUCAACAACAUGUUGUUAAUAAGGCAGGAGGAGGUGACUUAUCAAUGAGGUCCGUGAUAGCCCAGAAUGACCUUUAUUUGUCUUACCUUAAUCUUGAUCUUCAUUCUUGAGAUGUCCUGGUAUUAGAGUGGCUGAAAGAGAGAGAGGAGAAAGAAUAAACAUAAAUUCAUAUGGAAACAAAGCAAUCAUGAUAAAUAUGUUUCAUUCAAUAACUUUGAAAAGGAAUAGCAUUCAAUGGUAAACAAUUUAGAAAUACUUUCCAGUGAUAUGAUCCACUCGCAUUCUAUUUUGAGGUUUCCUCCAUCUGUCAUAUGAGUAAUAGCCAUGUUUACUGGGAAAUGCUAUGUCUGCCUUAAAGCAUGGAGGAUUUGCAUCAAGGGUGACGGACAAAUCUUUUUGAAUUUUUCAAAGGCCUCCUCCAUUUACUCGUACAUGACCACAGUUGCGUACGGCUUCUCAUUUCUGGUUGUUUUUCUUCUUUGGCAUUUCUUCACUCUUCUGAUCUUUCUGCCACUGUUCUAUGGUGUUUAGUUCCUGCGUAAAAGAAGUCAUACCUAUAAAUUGUGGUUAAAAUUAAACCCAUUACUCAAAAGUCUCAAAAGAAAUGUUUUAAUACACUAAAGUAAUGUCAUGCGUACUUUAUUCCCAGAGUUUCCUUGCCAACCCCUCUUCUUAGUCUUUUCUGAAUGUCGCUGGUUAAAUCCAGGAAUAUGUCGCAAGUCUUGUAAAGAUGUAUGUCACCGAAGGCCAGGCUUCAUGACUUGAGCUGAGAAUGCCCAAACCUCUUAAUAUGUUCAAUUAAUUGAUAAUUAUUGCACUUGAAUUUCCCAGCUCUCUCAACAUGUUAAAAAUGUAUUUGCUUUCUCAGUGUUGUUGAGGAAAUCCAAGGGUUCCAUAAAGUAGGAAAGUCUUGUGAUAUUUCCCAUCUAGAAUAUAUACAUAUUUUACAAUGUAGACCAGAGAUCUUCUACCAGUGGCUUGUGAGCAACAUUUUGCUCUCUGACCUCAUGGAUGUUGUUCUCAAUGACCUCAAUGCAGGAGCUUAUUUUUUAAUUCCAGACUUGGAGGCAAGUUUUAGUUGCUGCCAAACAGAACCUCCUCUAGGCUGCCAGUCCACAUAGGGGCUACCAAUCACAUAUUUUGCACCCUAUGAACUUUUUGCAGGAUUAUGUUGCUAUCCAAUUUCUUUUUACAUUUAAAUGUUAAUGCCACUAGUCCUAUAUUAUAUUUGAGGUGAGUUUCAUUGUACAAGCUCCUCCCCUAAAUUUUUAAAAUUGCAGUGAGUAUUUCCUCCCAUCCCAACUAGACUGAAUCAGCCUCCUCAUUUAUAGGUGAUUGUGUUCAGUAGUCACCCUUAAUUAUCAUUAAUAGAUUAUUAAUUAAACAAAUCACCUGUAUUUAUAAUUAUUGUUAUUGUGUUAGGCAGCACGGGAUAAUAUUAUGGUAAUAACAAAUUCUUUGUACUUCUUAAAAGCAGUUUAAUAUUAAUUCAGGUGUAUUAAGUGAUUAUCAGAGUCUUGGUAUGGGUGACUGGCCUAGGGAAAUGUAUUUCAACCUAAGAAGUAGUAAUUGCUUGCAUUAAUUUUUUUCUUCUAUACUUUGCCUAUAAAAUUAGAACUUGAAUUAUGUAUCCAGGUCGGGUUUUAUCAAGCUUAUCCUCAUAAGCCAACAAUUAGUCAGUAACCAUAAGGUGUUUCUCCAGUGAAGCUUGAUUCCAAAUAUUUUGGCAGUUUCUUGCACCCCAAUCUUGAGUUUUAAUACAAGGCAAUUGAGGUGUUAUCACAUCUACCAGGUUUUCACCAUCAUUUCAACUUAUACAGGUCCAAUAUAUACACCAUAACACAGUUAACUGGAGAGAAAGACAGUUAUGGCCCUCUGAACGUAUGUUAAGCAAUUGGUUUAUUCUUUUGAUGGUAACUUCAUCAUUGGUGGAUUCAUCUGAAAGCCAGAAGGUAGACACAAAAUUCAUGUUUUCUGAAAACAACCAGUAAGCAAUUAAAAGCACAAUCCCUGCCCUUUCUGUUGAUUUUUCACUGGCGGAACCAUAGGUUCAGUGUUCUGCUUCAUUAAUUUAUUUUGACUUGAAUUGAAAAGAUGCAAAGACUAUAAGUAGUAGAAGAGAGAUGCCUCAUUGGGGAAGAACCUGCAAAGGAGGACAUCCAUGGUCUUCCUAAAGCCCUGUAACUUAAUGGUCCCCCAGAUUUUGCAGGACUACAAAUCCUAGAAUUCUUCAACAUAGAAUCCAAGGUUAAUGUAUGCUGGGACUGUGGGGCUGUUAAUUGUCCACCAACAUCUGGGGUCUCAUCUAGGACCCAAGUUUAACAGGGCUGUAAAGCAUUGGCCGCAUAGGGGUUUUUCAUAAUAAAAUGUGCAGAGUUUGCUACUAUUCUAAUCACCUCCUGCUUAAAAUCAAACAUCUUUUUGGUUGCUAUGGGUUACUGGACAUGGGCAAACAUUUGUUAUAUACAAGCUUACGAUUAUUGCAAUGGUUGACAGCAGGGCAUACUAAUAAUGAGUGUUUUCCUGUAGGGUGAUUAGUAAUAUAAGUAUGUUUGACGCCUCAUCCCAUCCUUCCUACCAAAAUAUGUGGGAUGGAAUUUUAGAUAUGUUCUCUGUAUUCUAACUUGGAUACAAGGCAGCCACGUGAUUCCUAAAAUACUCAGCCAUGGGACUAUAGGUAUUCCUUGGAAAUUCAAGCAAUUCUCACUGCAACCAUCACUUACAAGUUGUAGUUCUAGAAAGGAAUUAAUUAUUUACUGAAAUGUAAAACUGCAGGUGUCAAAAUUGUGUUUGGCUAUACCCCUCCGAAUUAAAAGCACCAAUCUAUCCCAUUUACAAGCUGAAACAAAUGAAUACCUCCUUUAAAAUCUCCAAUACAAUGUGUUCAUCAGCUGGGCUGCUAUGGGCAUAGAAUGAGCCCCCAAACUAUUCAUUGUAGUGGGAUUUCAAUGACUUCAACCAGAAUAUUUCCUGAUUUGAAACCAUCUAUGGCUUCUUCUCUCACUUGGCUAAUUAGAUGUUCUUCAUCCUCCCUUAGGAAUAAAGGGAUCUGAGCUGGAGAAGUGAUUUUAAUCAAUGUGAAAUAAAAGUAUUGUAAUUGAACAUCCCCUUUAAAAGCUGUAGUUUUAUUAAUGGAGCCAGAAAAAAUGGUGAAAAGUGCUUGCUUUGACAUUCUGCCAGGAUGUCUUGUGUAUUACAAGCCAGAUAAACAAAAGAUUCUGGGUGUGUUCUACUGAUGUGAUUAAUACAAAUCAGAAAUGUCUGCUCACUAAUUAAUUAAACCUCAUUAAGGAUCAGGUCAGACAACAUUCUUGUAGCGCAAAAUAUAAAAGUGGAAUGUCAGUUACAAUCAGUGACCUAUCCAGAAGACAAUGGUGAAGAUGUUCUCUGUAUUCAGAGCUGUGUUCCUCCUGAACUUGGGCAUCAGUGGAAUUAUUCAAGCUGUAACAGAUUGUGGAGUUUCCUCAUUAGCAGGUCGCAUUGUAGGAGGGCAGGAUGCUGUGCCUGACAAGUGGCCCUGGCAGUUGAGCUUCAGGUUCCAAGGCAAACACUUCUGUGGUGGAUCCCUUCUUUCUCCCACCUGGGCUGUUACUGCUGCUCAUUGCUUCAUAGACACCAAGUUGACCUCUAAAGAUAUCACCGUAUUCCUGGGCUCUUACAAACUCAGCGAGAAGGGUCCACACGAAGUAUCGGUGGGAGUAAAACAAUUCAUAAACUAUCCAACUUAUAAGAACGUAGCGGACAUUGGCGAUAUCAGCCUUGUGGAGUUGGCCAGGGAGGUGAACAUCUCAGAAUACAUUACCCCCAUUUGUCUUCCUUCUUCUUCUGUGAAUUUUGCCACAGGACAAAAGUGCUGGGUGACUGGAUGGGGGCGCCAGAAGAAUAACAAUAACCAGCCACUGGCGGACAUACUGCAGGAAGUCUCAUUGCCUCUGAUUGGUGCAAAGAAGUGUAAUGAGUUAUAUAAUACCCAAUCUGGCGCUGAAACAGCCACCAUCAAAGAUGAAAUGAUAUGUUCAGGUUACAUCAACGGUGGAAAAGGCUCAUGUCAGGGUGACUCUGGAGGGCCCGUUGUGUGCAAUGAGGGCAAUCGUUGGUACUUGGCUGGCAUUGUAAGCUUUGCAGCAGGGUGUGCACUGCCAUACCGCCCCGGUGUAAAUACUUUGGUGACUGUAUAUUCGGACUGGAUUGUACAAAAUGCUCCCAAUGUCACAGGGAAUGUGCGGAACGUGACUUUCACAUCACCUUUGAUCCCCCUGGGUAACACAGCACCGACCGUUGUCAUUCCCACCUUCCUCUUUCCAUUUCUGUUCAUUCUAUUGGUCAGUCAGUAAAGCCCUUACACUAAUAAGCAGCACUAUAUUCCGUGCUUCAUUGAGUGUUAAAGGGUAUGUAAACCUAAAAGUCAUUUUUACCCUUAAGCAACUGUCUAAUACACAUUUAUUCGUGCUUUUAAAACCCAUUAAAAUUAUUUGCAAAUGUAAUUGCAACUGAAA